CUUGUUUCAACGGAUCACCUAAGGUUGAGGUGUGAAGGAGAUUAACAGACAGCUUGCACUGUGCUGGGACAGCACGUAGCAUCUGACAUGUCAAGGGCAGCAGCGCAAGGUCUAGGCAAGGCUCUGCGUGCUGCAACGAAUAACGGGUUGGGACAACAAUACAUUCUACCACAGUCAGCUGUAUCUCAGCAGUUCAUAAGGCAACAUGGGGGUGGGGUGCCAGAGUUCUGGGGAAAGGAUUCUCCAUACCACCCAGGAACCGACUUCCUUGGGACCCCAAAGGAUCACCUUGACCGCGUGAAGCACCGUCCAGUCUCACCUCAUGUGUUUGAAGAGGGCGGCACCAAAUUCCACUACAACAUGCCAAUUAACGCCAUCACCUCAAUCAUGAACAGAGCGACCGGCGUCGCGCUCACUGUUGGCUUCACUGGGGCUGGGUGGAUCGCGCUGACUGGCGACUUGCCAGCCACGAUUGAAGCCAUAAAGUCCACGUCACCGCUGAUCCUGUACCCCUUCAAGGCUGCAGUUGCUUUCCCCCUGGUCUACCAUUACCUGGGUGGCGUUAGGCAUGUCUUCUGGGACAAGGCCAAAUAUGGGAACCAGGCGGACAAGAGCAGCCCCCUGGAGAACAGUGCGGUGGACAGAUCAUCCAAGCUUCUAGUUGGUGCCAGCGCCAUUGGCACCUUGGCCCUCACCGUGGCGUCUUUCUGAGUGCACAUUGUGUUCAUGUCAGUGUUUAGGUUGAAGCGAUGAUUUUAUCAGCUCUCUUGUACCUGUCCAGUUGUCCCUGCACAUGCAUGCACAUGCCUAUUGGCAGAUAUAUGUCCUUCUCCAUGGAGGCCAUGGUGGCCACACAAAUGUCUGAAGGCCUGGCUUUGAUCAAUCUUUUGGCUUGGCUGUAGCUGCAUUUUAAUAAAAAGGUACUGCCUUGUGUCCAUCAUGUUUCCGUUAUUCUUGUAAAGAGUCAAAAGCAU
Molecule: messenger RNA, 974 nt
Organism: Coccomyxa subellipsoidea C-169
Lineage: Eukaryota; Viridiplantae; Chlorophyta; Trebouxiophyceae; Coccomyxaceae
Product: succinate dehydrogenase subunit b560
Exons: 5
Coding region: 88-711 (207 amino acids)
Biological process (GO): tricarboxylic acid cycle; mitochondrial electron transport, succinate to ubiquinone
Cellular component (GO): membrane
Molecular function (GO): electron transfer activity; succinate dehydrogenase activity
Source: RefSeq, a predicted model, not a curated record